Molecule: messenger RNA, 1410 nt
Organism: Cyclocybe aegerita
Lineage: Eukaryota; Fungi; Basidiomycota; Agaricomycetes; Agaricales; Hemipholiotaceae
Source: the annotation of a GenBank genome assembly
AUGGCGCCGACGUCCGUCGCUCCCGCGGGGGAAGCAGAAACCACACUUAAAAUGUCAGCAGCUCCUGGAGCGAACGGAGCUGCUGCUAGUGGAAAUGGUAUUCGUCCUAUUGAAGAUGACGGCGAUGAGAACGAUGAAGGCGAAGAUGACGUUGCGGGCGACGGUGCCGGAACAGGCGAGGGCAAGAAGAAGAAGAAAAAGAAGAAAUCAAAGAAGAAGAAGGUGGAACAGACGGAUCCUCCGCGAGUCGGACUGUCCAAACUCUUUCCUAGCGGGGUCUACCCUGAAGGAGAGCUGCAGCCCUACAAAGACGACAACACCUACCGAACCACCUCGGAGGAACUCAGGUACAAGGAGAAGAUUGAAAUGGAAGAUCCUGAGAAGACGUACAACGACAUCCGUCGGGCAGCUGAGGUGCAUCGUCAAGUCAGGCAGCGAGCCCGGCAGUACAUCCACCCUGGCUUGACCAUGACGGAGAUCGCAAACUACAUCGAGGACGGAACUCGUGCUUUGGUUGAGGAGAACGGUCUCGAGAGUGGUAUUGGCUUCCCGACCGGGUUGAGUCUGAACCACUGUGCUGCCCAUUACACGCCAAAUGCCGGCGAUAGCAACGUGCUACAGCAGGGCGACGUCUUGAAAGUCGACAUCGGCGUCCAUGUGAACGGAAGGAUUUGCGAUUCUGCAUUCACGCUAAACUUCGACCCAACGUACGACAAGCUCAUUGAGGCCGUUAAGGCGGCUACAGACACUGGCGUUCGGGAAGCUGGAAUUGAUGUGAGGCUUGGCGAGUUGGCUGGAUACAUCCAAGAGACUAUGGAGUCUUACGAAGUGGAAGUUGGAGGUAAGAUCCUUCCAGUCAAAUCGAUUGAGAAUUUGAGUGGACAUUCAAUCAACAAGUACCAAAUCCACGGUGGCAAAUCGGUGAUGCUGGUAAAGAAUAAUGACCAAACGAAAAUGGAAGAGGGGGAUUACUUUGCUAUUGAGACUUUCGGUUCUACAGGACGAGGUCGGAUAGUCGAAUCCGGCGAAUGCUCGCAUUACGCGCAGCGAGUUGAUGCCCCCCAUGUCCCACUUCGUAGCACCGGAACCAAUUGGUCUAGACUUACAUCCGCGAAGUCGCUUCUGAGGUCGAUCAAUAAGAACUUUGGAACACUUCCGUUCUGUCGACGGUACCUCGACCGCGCUGGGGAGAGCAAGUACCUGCUGGCGCUGAACCACCUUGUGGCACAAGGGAUCGUGCAAGAUUAUCCGCCCCUAUGCGACCAGCGGGGCUCGAUGACAGCACAAUUUGUAGGUCUCCACGACAAUUUCCAUCCGCUGGAGCUGAGCAUUUCUGACCACGCGCAGGAGCAUACGAUUCUACUGCGGCCGACUGUGAAGGAGGUUGUGAGCCGGGGCGACGACUACUGA